AGAGUUAGUUCCCGGCAAACUGGCCGUCCGGCAACAUGUGGAAAAUUCUGUGUGGGAUCGUCGUUCUCGUGACGAUUGUGGUGAAUCAGCUGGCUGAAGCAAGGGGAGUCCGCCGGCGAAGAGGCCAUACUCUCCAAUUGGACAACUACCUUAGCUACGAUGGAAUAAUGCAGUAUCUGGAUGAGCUGGCUCUGUCCCACAGUAGCCGGGUGACCCUAAAGGAUGUGGGCCGCACCUACGAGAACCGAGCCCUGAAAAUGGCGAUGAUAACCAACGGAGAUGGACGUCCCGGAAAGAGGGUGAUAUUCUUGGACGCUGCCCUCCAUUCGCGCGAGUGGAUGACUCCCGCCGCCGCCCUCCUCACCAUCCAUAAGCUGGUGGUGGAGUUUGCGGAGAAUUCCGACCUUUUGACUGAUUACGAUUGGCACAUUAUGCCACUGGCAAAUCCAGAUGGCUACGAGUAUUCACGGAAUACAGAGCGAUACUGGAGAAACACGAGGACACCGAAUGGAGGCAACUGUUUUGGCACCAAUCUCAACAGGAACUUUGCCGUUGACUGGAAUGUGGGUUUUCCGGAACUAAAGGAUCCCUGCGAUGAGAACUACGCUGGGAGUUCACCAUUCUCAGAGGUGGAGGCACGUACAGUGCGAGACAUUAUGCACAGCCUAGUGGAGAGCAAACGGGCUGUAAUGUAUCUCUCACUGCACACGGCAAACCGAUCGGUCUUCUAUCCUUGGGUCUACGAUACAGCUCCAGUGUCAAACCAAAAGGAGCAUGACGAAAUCGGAAGAUUUGUUGCUGAUCGAAUUUUUCGAAGCACGGGCACCUUUAUAAAAACGUGGCAAUAUGCUAAAUUUGCCGGAACAUUUGGUGGCACCAGCAUGGACUACGCGCUGGUCGCUGGAUUUCCACUCUCCUUUGUGUUCGAGAUGUCUGGAACGGGAAGGGAUCAUGUGGAGUACAAGUUCUUUCCUCCGGCCACAGAUAUACGGCAUUUGGCUGAAGAGUCCUGGACGGGAAUUAAAGCGUUUGCCGAGAAGACCAUUGAGAAAUAUCCUCCAUCCAGGGUGAUUUCUUAUAAGCCAAAGGUUAAGCUUCUUGAAAACGCUGCACCACGGAAUUGGGGCUUAAGUUCAAUGGCUGGAACAGUUUGCCUCUUGUUUAUAUAUUUGACCUAGCAUAUCUAUCUAGCAGUAACUAUAUGAUUAUUAUAAAAACGAAAUUAAAUCUUGUAAAGUCCUGCUGUUUUGACACUUUA
Drosophila sechellia is the source of this 1258-nucleotide messenger RNA. RefSeq names its product carboxypeptidase B. The coding region runs from base 36 to 1178 and encodes 380 amino acids. The transcript has 2 exons. Gene Ontology annotation, molecular function: metallocarboxypeptidase activity; zinc ion binding. Gene Ontology annotation, biological process: proteolysis. The record is from RefSeq and is a predicted model, not a curated record. NCBI's taxonomy places the organism in Eukaryota, Metazoa, Arthropoda, Insecta, Diptera, Drosophilidae.